This is a messenger RNA of Eremomyces bilateralis CBS 781.70, 1394 nucleotides long. RefSeq names its product serine/threonine-protein kinase ppk30. Lineage: Eukaryota; Fungi; Ascomycota; Dothideomycetes; Eremomycetales; Eremomycetaceae. The record is from RefSeq and is a predicted model, not a curated record. Gene Ontology annotation, biological process: actin cortical patch assembly; peptidyl-threonine phosphorylation; protein autophosphorylation. The transcript has a single exon. Gene Ontology annotation, cellular component: cytoplasm. Gene Ontology annotation, molecular function: protein serine/threonine kinase activity; ATP binding. The coding region runs from base 222 to 1163 and encodes 313 amino acids.
ACUGUUCAACUUUCCAGUUUCCCGACACCUUCAGAUCCCAAUUCCCAUCCUUCCACCCUCCAAUUCGCGACAAUUUGUUGGUAUAUUCCCCUUCCUUUGAAUGGCUACAUCCUACGUGUCCUCUUCCACCACAUCAUAACCCUCCAUCCCGCCUCCUCCUCCAGGACUGCCCCCAUCUCCAACUCCUCCGCCGACAUCUCACCUCCACCACUCCAUCCACCAUGUCCUCCACCUAUCACCAUUCCCACUCCUCCUCCCACACCUUCUCCCGCCCCUACCCCCCCACCUCUACCGCCUCCGCACCUCCAGGCACCUUCUCCUCUGGCACCAAAGUCCACGUCGGCGCCCACCGCGUCAUCAUCGAGAAAUACCUCUCCGAAGGCGGCUUCGCCCACGUCUACGUCGUCCGCGUACCGCGCGAUGGGGCGCCUAAUAAACACGACAUCGCGGUCCUCAAGCGCGUCGCCGUAUCCGACAAGGAAGCCCUCGCGAACAUGCGCACUGAGGUCGAGACGAUGAAGAAGCUCAAGGGCCACACGCACAUCGUCACGUACAUCGACUCGCACGCCAGCCAGCUGAAGGGCGGCGGGUACGAGGUGUUUCUGCUGAUGGAGUACUGCGCGGGGGGCGGGCUGAUCGACUUCAUGAACACGCGCCUGCAGCAUCGGUUGACGGAGCCCGAGAUCCUGAAGAUCUUCAGCGACGUGGCCGAGGGCGUGGCCACGAUGCAUUAUCUGAAGCCGCCGCUGCUGCAUCGGGAUCUGAAGGUCGAGAACGUGUUGAUUUCGACGUCGGGGUCGUCGCGAUCGUAUAAGCUGUGCGACUUUGGGUCCACCGCGCCGCCGAGACCUGCGGCGAAAACGGCGCAGGAGGGGCGGUUGAUCGAGGACGAUGUGCAGAAGCAUACGACGAUGCAGUAUCGGAGCCCGGAAAUAGUGGAUGUUUACCGGAAGCAACCGAUAGACGAGAAGAGCGAUAUUUGGGCCUUGGGAGUGUUAUUGUACAAGCUAUGCUAUUAUACCACGCCGUUUGAGGAGCAAGGACAGAUGGCCAUUUUGAAUGCGUCAUAUAAAUUCCCUCCGUAUCCAUCGUUUUCGGAUCGGAUAAAGAAGCUCAUAGGUAAGCUCCCUGGUCAAAUGGUGAGGACGAUUCUGACCGUAUAGCUUCAAUGCUGCGAGAGCAUCCGAGCCAACGGCCCAAUAUCUACCAGGUGAUCAAGGAAGUAUGCUCGAUGCGUGGAACAGAGGUUCCGAUCAAAGACGUAAGUAUGAUUGAGCUAUUGUAUACUGUUUUCUAACCCGACUAGAUAUAUGCCCGUCGCACACAAUCCGAAGCACGACGAUACCAAGAGCUGCCUUCACUAGAACCAGAUGUCACUCCGCCACCCGUCGUCG